UCCACGUAGGAUAAUAUAUUAGACCAAUCAGAACAUUUUAUUCUGCCACGUGAGCACUUCUUAUGUCGACUAAAGAACCUUUAGUCAAUACUGAUAAUCCGUUGGAAUUCACAUCGUUCACUCCGACGACGUCGUUUGACGCUUCUAUUUAUCCCCUGAGAGAAAAGAAAUUGGUGAAGAAACCGAAAGAACAGAGGAGGAGGAAGACAAAGAAGAACGAGAUAAGAAGAUCACUGAUUUUCUCUGUUCUGAAAGUGGUUGUGUUGGCUCUGUAUUUGGAGUUAGGGUUUAGUUUGAUGCGAAAAGGGGUUUUAGAAUCUGAGUUUACAGAGGAGAUAGUGAGGAUCUCUGAUGACAGAUCUCAUUCUGGUCGUGAUGUUGGCGAGAAAGUGACGAUCUUGGAAGAUGAGUUAAUGGGUUUUGCUAAAAGUAUAAACUUUUUGAGAUGCAGAGGUUCCAAUUCCAAUUGGAGAAUCAAUCAGGAUGGUCUGAUGUUGAAGUCUAGAAGUGUCUAUAAAUCUGUAACUGAAGAGGUGAAUGUAUGGGGAUGGCCUUUGCAGACAGGUGGAUUGUUUGGUACUGGUUUCUCCUCAAGUUCUUUCACCGUGUUAUCAGGCCGAGUUACUAAUGUUACUAAAGCUAAUUCAUUUGACUAUCACAUUCAAAAUAUCUAUGCUUUGUUUGUUUAGUAUAUCUGUUUUUGAUGAUCUUCUUGAAGUGGUCAGAGGGGAGAUUUGGUUACUCGGUACGUGAGGCCAACAUUUCGUGGGGGAAAACUAAAUGGAGCACAUCGGUUCUGCAACUAGAUCAUAGCACAUGGGUUCUUGAGUACAGUCUAAGCUUUAGAUAACUCAACUUCAUCAAAAGUUCUUCAAUUGACACGUCAGACACGGUUGUUUUCGGCUUACAAAUAAUUAUCAGUCCAAUAAUUAUCAAUCCAGCCACGUCUGUUUGUUUCCAGUGAACUAAUGACCCAUUAUGUAAUUUGGUUGCAGGUCCAGACAAGAAGCUCUAAGCAACAAUACAAGUUUCGAGUAUGAACAGACUUGCGUAACUGCCGUUGGCUCUGUUUCCUCUCCAUUCAGUCAACUGAGUUAAUCAUCUUAAUAAUUGUUUGCAAUCAAGUUCCCCCAUUAUGUGCUAUUUAAUUCAGCCUAUACCUUCUAUAUAUGUAGACUCUGGUGUAUAUAUAUGGUCACUGUGCUCCAGAGGAAAUGGCCCGUUUCUGCAUCUCCUUAUCUAACGAAAUCUUUCUGAAGUGAAGCAUCAACUCAUGGCGAAUUCCCAAAUCCACCUUUCCAUCUUUGAGUGCAUGGUAGUAGAGAUGAUAUUUGCUUUUCUUUUCCCUUUAUAACAUGUUUUACUUACCUACUGGUGUGUUCACCUUGAUCAGGACCACAAUCUGUACCAGAUAACGCAAGAAAAGGAACAACGACCUUUCUCUGAGGGAGAAAUAAGUACUUUUAUGUCUCAGAUGCUUCAAGUCCUCGCACACAUGCAUAAAAAUAGUUAUUUCCACCGGCAACUGAAACCAAGUAUGUAUAUUUUGUCAUGCUGAUUCUCAAUGGCCUCUCUUUUACUUAAACAAUUGUUUUAGUUUAUUUUUGUUCUGAAGAGAAUUUGCUGGUGACCAGCAAUAUCCUCAAGAUUGCUGACUUUGGACUGGCUUGCGAAGUUGCAUCUAUGCCUCCUCGAAAAUGUCGCACCAGUGUUAGAACUGAUAAGUGACACCUAAAACACUCAAAACACUUCUUCUCUAUGCAGACCGUAGGGUUCCAGCUGAAAGUGUCGAGUGAAGAAAGCAAGAGGACAGCUUUGGAAAUACAAAGAGUGUAAAGGUAGGCUCAAGAAAUGAUAUGUAGAUGAUAGAGCACAAGUAGUGUAUUAUUAUUGUUUUUGAAGGAAUUACAAUCUCAGUAUUUCUAAUGACCUUGAGCCCAUUUACAAGAGAUUUCUCUCA
Brassica napus (rape) is the source of this 1960-nucleotide messenger RNA. RefSeq lists its product as uncharacterized. Lineage: Eukaryota; Viridiplantae; Streptophyta; Magnoliopsida; Brassicales; Brassicaceae. Bases 63 to 689 code for a protein of 208 amino acids. Gene Ontology annotation, cellular component: endoplasmic reticulum. The record is from RefSeq and is a predicted model, not a curated record. The transcript has 2 exons.